Messenger RNA from Entrophospora candida, 1509 nucleotides. NCBI's taxonomy places the organism in Eukaryota, Fungi, Glomeromycota, Glomeromycetes, Entrophosporales, Entrophosporaceae. The record is from the annotation of a GenBank genome assembly.
AUGACUAUUACAAAUUCUCGAGAAAAUGAAGGCCGACAUCCUCACAAAUUAUCUUCUACAGAUUUUCAAACUGCAAGCUUGGGUGUUGCAGCUAAAGCCAUGAAAAUUGAACUUAAUAAAAUGGUUAAUUUAAUUCAAGAUAUGAAACCUCAAAAAGCUUUUCGUAAUGAAAUGGAUAAUUUUUAUUUAUUAUUUACUCGUUACUUGAGCGAAAAAUUGAAAGGAACAAAACUAGAUUGGGAUAAAGUCAAGUCACCUAGUCCAGAACAAAUUAUUUCAUAUAAGGAUUUACCAACAUGUGAACAUACAGAAUAUCUCAAGAAAUUGGCAGUACUUAAACUCAAUGGUGGACUUGGAACAACGAUGGGUUGUGUUGGUCCUAAAAGUGCUAUCGAAGUAAGAGAUAACAUGACGUUUUUAGAUUUAAGUGUUAGACAAAUUGAGUACCUUAAUAGCAAAUAUAAUGUUAAUGUUCCAUUCAUACUUAUGAAUUCUUUUAACACUGAUGAUGAAACUAAACGAAUCAUUCAAAAAUAUGGAAGUCAUAAAAUUAGUAUACUUACAUUUAAUCAAUCAAGAUAUCCUAGAAUAAAUAAUGAAUCGCUGUUACCUAUUCCAAGAUAUCCUAACAGUGAUAUAAGUGAAUGGUAUCCACCAGGUCAUGGAGAUUUAUAUGAAUCGAUGGUUAAUUCAGGGAUAUUGGAUCAAUUGAUCGCAGAAGGAAAAGAGUACAUUUUUGUUUCUAAUGUUGACAAUUUGGGAGCAGUGGCAGAUUUGAAAAUUCUUCAAUAUCUCGUAGAUUCAGAAGUCGAAUUUUUAAUGGAAGUCACGGACAAAACAAAAGCUGAUAUCAAAGGUGGUACACUGAUAGAUUAUGAGGGUAAAGUUAGAUUGUUGGAGGUAGCACAAGUACCAGCCGAACACAUGGAAGAAUUUAAAUCCAUCAAGAAAUUCAGAAUUUUCAAUACAAAUAAUCUAUGGAUUAAUUUGAAAGCAAUCAAGCGUAUCACUGAGGAAAAAGGAUUGGAUUUAGAGGUUAUUACCAACAAGAAAACUUUGGAUUCUGGUGAAAAGGUCAUACAAUUGGAAACAGCUGUUGGUGCAGCUAUUAAACAUUUCGCAAAUGCUCAUGGGAUUAAUGUGCCAAGAAAUCGAUUCUUGCCUGUAAAAUCUACCUCUGAUCUGUUCUUAAUAACAUCUGAUCUAUAUUCCCUUAAUCAUGGUGAACUUGUAAUGAAUCCGAAACGUUUGUUCCAAACUGUUCCAUUGGUGAAAUUAGGUGAUGGAUUCAAAAAGGUGUCGAAUUUUUUAGCGCGAUUUCAAUCACCACCAUAUAUCCUUGAACUUGAUCAUUUAACAGUAACAGGCGAUGUUACAUUUGGAGCCAAUGUAGAACUUAAAGGAACUGUAAUUAUCGUUGCUAAUCAUGGUGCACGUAUUGAUAUUCCAUCUAAUGCCGUAUUAGAAAAUAAAGUAGUUUCAGGAAAUUUGAGAAUUUUAGAUCAUUAA